GAGUUGAGACCAACGUAAAAUAGCAGAGCUAACACUGCUGUCAGUAAGUACUCCAUGGCAUAAGUUGGCACAACCAAUCCCCCCAGUAAAAAGCAGAAUCCAACUUACAACUAGGCUUACUCAUCUUCUGAUUUUCUCAAUGCAAAAGAGUAGCAGCUAAAGCAAUGCCAUAUGGCCACUGGUUGCAAUUAAAAAGGAGGCUGAAAAUGAUGAAUCCAAGAAAAUGAAAGUAGCUGCAACGGCUGUAAUGGAGGCUACAAUACCAUAAACUUCAGAGGAUCUGGGGCUAUGAUAUCCAGACACACCAAACCCAGAAGCGGGUUUUUCAUCAGGAUCAAUAAAGGAUACAGUUGCCUUGCCUUCCUCCUCUUUGAAAAACUAAAGCACCUCAUAUCCACUCCCAGGGAAACUCAUUGAAUCCAGAUCUUCCUUGUCUUGCAUUUUAAAAGGAUCCACAGACCAGCACUGCUAGUCGAUCUUUAUGAACAAUGGGCUCAUAUUGUUUCCUGGGCUUUCUAAACUGGUGAGAAAUGAAAACCCGACCCAACCUGCGCCGUAUACUUCGGGAGAGAAAGACAGAGUCUUGAAGGGGUUUUGACUUUUGACUUUUGAGUAAUAGGGUUUAGUCUUGGGAAGUUGGAGGGAGGGAUCGAUUUGAUCUUGCAUCUCAAGCCCUUAUCGUUCCAGUCGGUGGUCUAAAGGCAGGUGUCCCAAAGUUGGGGUUUGUGCCAUUUCUAACACAUAAAAGGCAUUUAGGGCUGGGGCUGGGGCUGGGGUUUUCAAAGAAAAUGAGUUCGAGCAUGGAGAAUUGCCAUGUUGAUGUUCAAAAUAAGUUGGAGGUGGUUCGGCCUGCCACGGAAGUUUAUGCCCAAGAAGCAAUUGAAGCUCUCAAAGCUGGGAAGGUGAUUGCAGUACCCACGGAUACACUGUAUGGAUUUGCUUGUGAUGCUUGUUCUUUGGAAGCAGUCAAUAGGAUUUAUGAAAUGAAAGGACGUAACCAUACAAGUCCUCUUGCAAUCUGUGUUGGGGAUGUGUCACAAAUACAACACUUCGCGGUCACUGAAAAUCUGCCUCAUGGCUUACUUGAUUCUCUACUUCCGGGGCCUGUUACUGUUAUAUUGAGGCGAGGGGAGUCGAGCGCACUUGAGAAAUCCUUGAACCCAGGAUUGGAUAGUGUGGGAGUCCGUGUACCAGAUUGUAACUUCAUCAGGGUAGUUGCUCGUGGUUUGGGAAAGGCCGUUGCCCUCACAAGCGCAAACCUUAGUGGGCAGCCCAGUAGCCUCUGCAUCAAGGAUUUUGAGAACCUCUGGGACCGUUGUGCAUAUGUUUAUGACGGUGGUGUACUUCCAUCCAAUCGUGCAGGAUCAACAAUUGUGGACCUCACCAGGCCAGGAAAGUACAAGAUUCUUAGACCUGGAAGCGCUAAGGAAGAGACUCUGGCAAUCCUUGAAAAACAUUCUCUAGUCGAGGAAGCUCCGGCGAUUUGAAGAAAACAUUUGAAACCAACUAUUGUGUUGUGGAAUAUCAUCAUCGAGAGAUUCUUUUAAAAAAUAUCUUUAGGAUUUGGGGGUGGGGGAUCCUGGGUUUUGAACCUGGUUCUCUCACUCACAGAAAAUGAUCAUAUGAUCAAGUCAAUGUAUGGCAUGAAUUAGUAACACUAGCUUAGAGUUUUUGCUAGUCAAAUAUAAACAGAAAUAUUGUUGACUGGUUUUUGGUUCCUUUUGAUGCCUAAAAACAACACCCCUGGGUGUUUUUAGCCUUUUCUAACAGUCGACCAUGUAAAAUGAAUACUGAGAAAAACUUCAAUCUUGUUAAACAGAUAUACGGGGGGGUGUAUUUGGUAUUGGAGAGCUGUGAAUCUGCUUCUCUUGAUAUUGUUCUU
Molecule: messenger RNA, 1882 nt
Organism: Populus euphratica (Euphrates poplar)
Lineage: Eukaryota; Viridiplantae; Streptophyta; Magnoliopsida; Malpighiales; Salicaceae
Product: yrdC domain-containing protein, mitochondrial-like
Exons: 6
Coding region: 789-1487 (232 amino acids)
Biological process (GO): regulation of translational fidelity
Cellular component (GO): cytoplasm
Molecular function (GO): double-stranded RNA binding; nucleotidyltransferase activity; tRNA binding
Source: RefSeq, a predicted model, not a curated record